AGGAGAAGAAAAAGGGUAGAGAGACAGGGAGGGAGAGGGGCGGAGAGGCAUUCAGGCAGCUCCGUGUCUCUCUCUCGCGUGCUCUCUUCCCAGUCCCCAUACUCUCUUUUCUUUCGAAGCCCACAAAGUAGAGUAACCCUCGUCUCCUCGAUUUCGAUGCCCGACUCCAUUCGAUUCCGGCAGCUCCUCCGCUGUCUCGGGGAUCCGAUCCUCCGUCGUAGCUCGGUUUUGGAUUUCUUGUGUUCGUGCCCCAGUAGAGUUUGGUUGGGAUCUAAUGGACCAGUACGAGAAGGUGGAGAAGAUUGGGGAAGGGACCUACGGAGUGGUGUACAAGGCUCGAGACCGUCUGACCAAUGAGAUGAUAGCUCUGAAAAAGAUUCGCCUGGAGCAAGAAGAUGAGGGAGUUCCCAGCACAGCCAUAAGAGAGAUCUCUGAGCAGUAGGCGAAGAACAAAAAUUACUGAUGGCCUUUCCAGCCCUGUUUUUGCUUCCAUCUUAUGUGUGUAAGCAAGAUCAAGAAAGUGUUGGAUCUGCUGGUGUGAAAUCACUAAGAGCAUUGGCAUUCCUUGGAGCAGGUGUUUCUGGUAUAUUGAGCCUGGCUACUUUGGCAUCUGGUGAUGAAGCUGAGCAUGGCCUACCAUGUCCAAUCUGUCCUUGGCCUCACAAAGGCAUUCUUAGUUCCUAUGACCACGCAUCAAUUCGGCGUGGUCACCAAUUUUACCAACAAGUUUGUGCUUCUUGCCAUUCAAUGUCUCUGAUUUCAUAUCGAGAUCUUGUUGGUGUAGCAUACACUGAAGAGGAGACAAAGGCUAUGGCAGCUGAGGUUGAGGUGGUUGAUGGGCCAAAUGAUGAAGGUGAAAUGUUCACACGUCCUGGUAAAUUAAGCGAUCGUUUCCCUCAGCCAUAUCCAAAUGAACAAGCAGCAAGAUUUGCCAAUGGAGGAGCAUAUCCUCCAGACUUAAGCAUUAUCACCAAGGCACGACACAAUGGCCAAAACUAUGUUUUUGCCCUACUCACAGGAUAUCAUGAUCCUCCUGCAGGUGUUUUGAUUCCUAAUACUUCAAAUGCUUGCAGAGAUGAUGAUGAUGGAGCUGAAUCCCGUUCCUGAUACUUUGUAGAUUGUUUUUUAUGGAGUUUGAUAUGUAAAAGUACAUUGUAAUUCAUAACUUUUUACGUAAAUUUAUAUUUCAAAUGAUCUAAAUGUUUGUCAAUAUCAAUGUAAUUUGAAUGUUUGGUUCAUAUUGUAUAAUGUGUGUUUUAUGAUU
Phoenix dactylifera (date palm) is the source of this 1264-nucleotide messenger RNA. Its product is annotated as cytochrome c1-1, heme protein, mitochondrial-like. Gene Ontology annotation, molecular function: electron transfer activity; heme binding. NCBI's taxonomy places the organism in Eukaryota, Viridiplantae, Streptophyta, Magnoliopsida, Arecales, Arecaceae. Gene Ontology annotation, biological process: mitochondrial electron transport, ubiquinol to cytochrome c. Gene Ontology annotation, cellular component: respiratory chain complex III. The record is from RefSeq and is a predicted model, not a curated record.